GAAACAAGCAUCCAUAGUAAAGGGUGUGUGCUUGUGGUAUAAUCUGAUGCAGGAUCAAAAUCCUGCUAGCUUAUUACUCGUUAGAAGAUUCAUUUACAGUAUUUGAAUAUACAACCCUGCAGAUAGUUACUACCAUAGUCUAAAAUUUGACCACCGUUGCCACAUUUGAUAAUGCAUCUCUUCUCUGGAGCUGAUCCACAUUUAGCCUAGCAAACAUUUCUACUCAUACUGUGGUUGCCACUGUCUUCUGUAGCCAUCAACAAACAUUAGUCUUGACCUGUGCCAUUGCUGAAGUAACUUGAUCGUUUAAUUGCUCUGAAAUCGCAAACUUAUCAUGCAAGAGGGAAUGCAAGUGCCAAAGCCAUAAAAAAUAAACACUACCAUCCCAUCAAGUGGGUUUUUUUCCCCUAAACCGUCUGCUCUUCAACGGUGAUCUCAUCUAGUUUGGAAUUGUUGUCGUCGUCUAAUCGUCAAAGGCUUUGAAAGCGUCCUCAAGUAUAUUUUACUAAAUAUGCAGAGAUUUUUUUUUUUUAACAAGGCUAUCUAAAGCCAACUCUAUAUUUAGUUCCAAAUUCAAAAAACAGAAUCCCAAGAGUAUAUUAUUUCCUAUCACUAGACAUAUAUAUCAUUGUCCAAAAAUAUCAUCCAUAAAUGAAUCUGUUAAAAACUAAUUUUGUUUCUUUUCACUCUCAGACACGUCUAUUUCUCCUCCCAUUUCUCUCCAUCUCCCAUUUCCAUCGCACAAAGAAAAGACAGGAUCUUGCAACCACCAGAGAAAAAAAAGAGGCCCCAUUAAAGAAAACUGCACCAUCCCCGCCGGCAACGCAACCGAUAUCUCACCAUCAACAAAAGCAAACAAUAACAAUAACAUCAACGAUAUGAGCAUUACAAGGAUUGGCAACGGCACCGCCCAAGCUUGUGCUGCCUGCAAAUACCAGCGUAGGAAGUGCGCUCCUGACUGUAUUCUCGCUCCUUAUUUCCCUCAUGAUCGCCAAAGACAAUUCCUCAAUGCCCAUAAAUUGUUUGGCGUAAGCAACAUCACCAAAAUCAUCAAGAACCUUAACCAACCUGACAAGGACGAAGCUAUGCGUACUAUCAUUUUCCAAUCUGAUGUUCGAGCCAAUGAUCCUGUCGGUGGCUGUUAUGGAAUCAUACGUGAGCUUCAACGCCAAAUUGAAUAUCACAAGGCUGAGCUUGAUCUUGUUCUUCAUCAACUAGCCAUUUGUCGCGCUCAAGCUCAACAACAAACUCAUUUCCAGAUGCUGGAAACCAAUGAUUCAACAACGCUCGGGUGUGAGAUUUUAAAUCCAGAUUCUUUGGAUAUAUAUGAUCCCACGAUGAUUCAAUAUCAUUAUCCGCAAACACAAGAAGAAGAACAAGAAAUUGUGGUUCAAGAUCAUAAUCAGAAACUGCAAGAAGACGUUAAUGAAGCAUUGCACAUUCAAGAUUCUACUGAUCAUGUUGUUUCUUCAUCAUCAUUGCCAUCCAUGCAUGAUCUUAAGCAGCCUUUUGUUAAUGAAUGUGAUGACGAUAUCAAGCCACUUCUUGACAUAAACGACGUCAAGUUUGAGCCUGAAGAGUUAGUUGAAAGGAAGUUCGUACCGCUGACACAGUUAGUUAUAUCAUCAUGAUAGGAUCUUUGAUGAAGUUUAAUUAUUCUUGUUACUCAUCCAUGCAAAGAGAAGAAGAAGAAGAAAUGUUCAUAUCUUACAAGAUAUGGCUUAAUGAUAUAUGACUAAUUAAUGGAUGCAGUAUGUUAGCAAUAUAAAAAAAAAUCACUGGAAAUAUCUGGUUUGAUCAGUUUUAGCCUUAGAUGAUGACAUUUGUAACACAUAAAUUUUAUUUGUUUUUUGAGACGAUUCUAACAUCAUUGAGCUAUAAAAUUUAUUAAUUUUUUU
Messenger RNA from Hevea brasiliensis (rubber tree), 1898 nucleotides. Its product is annotated as LOB domain-containing protein 22. The record is from RefSeq and is a predicted model, not a curated record. The coding region runs from base 879 to 1631 and encodes 250 amino acids. Lineage: Eukaryota; Viridiplantae; Streptophyta; Magnoliopsida; Malpighiales; Euphorbiaceae. The transcript has a single exon.